Messenger RNA from Tupaia belangeri chinensis (Chinese tree shrew), 939 nucleotides. Its product is annotated as olfactory receptor 508. Gene Ontology annotation, cellular component: membrane. NCBI's taxonomy places the organism in Eukaryota, Metazoa, Chordata, Mammalia, Scandentia, Tupaiidae. The record is from RefSeq and is a predicted model, not a curated record. Gene Ontology annotation, biological process: G protein-coupled receptor signaling pathway. The coding region runs from base 1 to 939 and encodes 312 amino acids. The transcript has a single exon. Gene Ontology annotation, molecular function: olfactory receptor activity; G protein-coupled receptor activity.
AUGGGGACUGUAAACUACACAACUGUAACAGAGCUCAUGAUUUUGGGGCUAACAGAAGAUGCUACAGUGUGUGCCGUUUUGUUUGUUGUGUUUCUAGGAAUCUAUGCUGUCACCUUAGCGGGCAACAUCAGCAUAAUCACGUUAAUCAGAAGCAGCCCUCAGCUAAACACCCCAAUGUACCUUUUCCUCAGCCAUCUGGCCUUUGUGGAUAUUGGGUAUUCCUCAUCAGUGACACCUGUCAUGCUCAUUGCCUUCCUCAGAGAAGGAAUAUUGAUCCCUGUGGCAGGCUGCGUGGCUCAACUCUGUUCUGUGGUGACUUUUGGGACGGCUGAGUGCUUCCUGUUGGCUGCCAUGGCCUAUGAUCGCUAUGUGGCCAUCUGCUCUCCCCUGCUCUACUCCACCCGCAUGUCCCCUAGAAUCUGCAUUUUCCUACUGGGGAUGUCUUAUCUGGGUGGGUGUAUAAAUGCUUGGACAUUUACUGGUAACUUAUUACGUCUGUCCUUUUGUGGUCCAAAUAAAGUCAAUCACUUUUUCUGUGACUAUUCGCCACUUUUGAAGCUUUCUUGUUCUCAUGAUUUUACUUCUGAAAUAAGUCCAGCCAUUUCUUCUGGCUCCAUCAUUGUAGUGACUGUGUUUAUCAUUGCUCUCUCUUACGUCUACAUCCUCUUCUCAAUCCUGAAGAUGCGCUCCACUGAGGGGCGCCACAAGGCCUUCUCCACCUGCAGCUCCCACCUCACCGCAGUCACUCUGUACUAUGGGACCAUUACAUUCAUUUAUGUGAUGCCCAAGACCAGCUACUCAACUGACCAGAACAAAGUGGUGUCUGUGUUCUACACAGUGGUCAUCCCCAUGUUGAACCCCCUCAUUUACAGUCUGAGGAAUAAGGAUGUUAAAGAAUCCAUGAGAAAAUUUAUGGCUAGGACUCGGUGGUGGUCCUAA